Messenger RNA from Paramecium tetraurelia, 1305 nucleotides. RefSeq lists its product as uncharacterized. The record is from RefSeq and is a predicted model, not a curated record. Gene Ontology annotation, molecular function: serine-type carboxypeptidase activity. Gene Ontology annotation, biological process: proteolysis. The transcript has 2 exons. Lineage: Eukaryota; Ciliophora; Oligohymenophorea; Peniculida; Parameciidae.
AUGAAAUUAAUUAUUCUUGCUCUCCUUGUUUCCACAUAAGUCUUUGGUCUUCAAACGUCAUGCAACAAACUUGAUCCAAAACAAAUAAGUGACUUACAUGAUGCAGAAAAUUUAGUUUUCUCAGGAUACUUGAACAUAUUUGAGGAAUCUGCAAGUGUUUUGGCAUUUUUAUUUUAUGGACAUUAAUCAGCCAAAACAGUUGACGAUUUAAAGAAUUAUCCAACUUUGAUUUACUUGAAUGGAUUACUUGGAGAAACCUCUUAAAUAGGAAAUUUCAUAGAAGUUGGACCAAUCAGAAUUAAUUCAAAAGGAACCUUUGAGAAGAACGUUAACACUUGGAAUUCUUAAUUCAACUUACUAUUUAUAGAUCUACUUGUGGGAACAGGAUAUUCUUAUCAUAACACAUAUUAAGAUAUACCAACGAAUGCAGAAUAAAUUUCUGCUCAUUUUGUGUAUGCUCUUGAAUAAUUCCUCAAAGCCGAUGAUGGAUGUGUAAAAAAACAAAAAUUCACAGGUCUAGAAACAGCUGAUUGGUAUAUAUUUGGUGAAGGUUAUGCAGGAAAAUAAGUUGUCCAUAUAGCAUCUAAAAUUUUAGAUUCUUAAUCUGCAACAUUAAAUAAACAUUUGAAAGGUAUUGGACUCGGAAAUGCUCACGUUGAUGCAAACAGCUUACUUAGAGAAAUCCCCUCAUUUGCUUAUAACCUUGGGUUGGUUGAACCUAGAGAAAGAUCUGAACUAGAAAAAAUUGCCUUGAGAGGAAUUCAACAACUCGAUAAAAAGGAUUAUGAAGCUACUCACAUAACCAUCUAAACAGCCAUUGGAAUGAUUCAUCAAUUCAGUGGAGAAAUCAAUAUAUAGAAUAUAGAUUAAUUGACUGACAUUGAGCAACAUAUCUCAAAUUUCAAGACAUAUUUAAAUUUAUAGACAACCAAAGCUAAUUUAAAAUUUGAUGAAAAUAUUCCAUUUUAAUAAUCUUCAGGUGAAAUCAUUAAUGCAUUGGGCUAGGACUUUGCAAAACCAGAUGCACUCCCUAAAUUAAAAGAACUUUAAACAAAACUUAAAGUCUUAAUUUAUAAUGGUUAAAAUGAUAUUCUGUGUCCAAUCCCAAGCACUUUGAGAUAUUUAAGUUCAAUCAAUGAUGAUUUCAAAACAAAAAAAUUAGAAGUCUAAAUAGUAAAUGAUAAACCAGCUGGUUAUACCUUAACAUCAGGAUAAUUAACCUUUGUAACAAUUAAUAAUGCAGGUUUCCAUAUCCCAUUAGAAAAAGGAGAAGUUAUUUUAAAAAUAGUUAGCUAGUGGAAAUGA